UGUCGUUCGGUAGAACAGUAUCUAUACACGUUCUCCGUAUCGUGUACUCACUCCGUGUGCCCAAGCCGGCUAUCUCAGAGUUCUUCAAAAUGUUGACGCGUUCCCGGAGUGCCCAGAAAGACCCAUCUGUGUCGAAGACAUGUGCCAGCCCGGCGGUGCGGGAUGGAGCAGGGAGAAAAUGUCAAUCUGAACGUCGUCAUCGUGAAGUCCGAGCAACUCUGCGACGUGCGAGCGAUGAGACACGAGACGAAGAUCAGACAAAGAAAGCCAAAAGUGACGAGGAGUGCUCGCCUCUGAAAUCGGAGAUCCGCUCACCAUUGCGAGAAACAAACUAUGACAAAACCCCAACGAAGACGCCGUUAUCCUGCAAGCGAAGUCUGCAAUUCAAUUCCCAGGGGAAGAAGUUUUCCGCUCGUUUACAAUUUCCUGAAAGCCCGCUGAAGAGUCCACCUCGUCAUGUGGAACCCACUGUUCUUAAAAGCGUGUCUAUGACUCGUGAUACGACGUUUCCGGUUUAUCAAUCAAUUGCCAAGUCGUUGAAUAUAUCCAGCACAUCGGAUUUAGUCGGACGAGAAAAAGAAAUACGUGAUAUUCGGGAUUUCCUCAUUGAGAAGAUGGAUUCAAGAUCGUCAGGAAGCAUGUAUGUGUCCGGAGGUCCAGGGACUGGGAAAACCGCUUGUUUAACACUCAUUUUGAAAGAAAUCGGACUGAGAGACUCAAUUUUUGUUAAUUGUUUGGCGAAACAGACUCCGUUAGCUCUUCUGAAAGACAUAGCCUCUAGCUUGGGCAUUAAAACUGGGCUUGCGGAUGUCGGAGAACUUCUUCGUGGAAUUGAACGCCGCACUUCCGGUCGCAGGGAUACUGUUGUGGUUGUUCUCGACGAAAUCGACGCAUUAGCGUCUAAAUUUCAAGAGAAUCUGUACGCAUUAUUCUCCAUGCCUGCGAAAAAGGACUCAAGGCUAGUUUUGGUUGGAGUUGCGAAUGCUCUGGAUCUCACUACUCGCGUACUUCCGCAUUUGAAGUGGUUAGCUCCGGAAACUCGUCCAGUGUUGAUCCACUUCCGCCCUUAUUCUAAGUUUCAACUCGGACAAAUCAUUUCGAAACGCUUGGGACCCGAUGGAGUGAAAGUUCUGCCCCCUCUUGUGGUUCAAUAUAUUGCCGGGAAGGUAGCGAAUUUGAACGGAGAUUGUCGUCGAGCCCUGGACGUGUGUCGCGCUUGUGUCGAUCGUAAAUUGGCGGAAUCGCGUCAGCAAAAAUUCGUGCAAAAUGGCGAAAAUAAGGAGAAUCAAGAUGUCGUCGCGGUUAGUUUACCGGAAGUCGCGAAAGUGUUCGGCGACGGGAUCGUUACUGGAUUAACUGCUAAUCGUGCUGGAAAAUCCGACGGCGGGUCUCUUCCAUUGUUGCAAAAGUUGGCAUUACUCGCUCUGUGGCUAGUCAUGACACGAGUGAAGAAAGAGCCUUUGGUCUCGUUGGCCAAAUUGUAUGACGUGUUCCGCAAGGUUUGCGCUCGCACGGGUUCCAUGUCGAGUGUCGUGAGCAAAAGUGAGUUCACGUCGCUUUGUUCGCUACUGGAAAGUCGAGGCAUGAUUGAGUUGAGGGAUGGGCUCGGAGCUCCGAAGACACCAGCUUUGUUCAAGUCACCGAGAUGCACGUCCAUUUUGUUGCGCGCGAGUUUGUUGGACCUGGAGCGAGAUUUGAGAGCGGAUGAAUCUUGCCGGAUUUUCGUUCCGUUGCUCGACAAUCCGGCCAUAGGGUCUUAA
This is a messenger RNA of Notodromas monacha, 1760 nucleotides long. Lineage: Eukaryota; Metazoa; Arthropoda; Ostracoda; Podocopida; Cyprididae. The record is from the annotation of a GenBank genome assembly.